Messenger RNA from Paramecium octaurelia, 530 nucleotides. The record is from the annotation of a GenBank genome assembly. NCBI's taxonomy places the organism in Eukaryota, Ciliophora, Oligohymenophorea, Peniculida, Parameciidae.
AUGAAAGACAUUGAUUCUAUAUCCACUCUAAAUGAACAAUCAAAAGAUUAACUCUUAGAUUCAUCAAGUGUGGAACCAUCUAUACAGAACAAAAACCACCAGAAUGUGAUCUAAGCUCAUGAAGCUUAAGGGUCAGCGAAGAGAAAAAGCUACAUUAAGAAAAAAAAAAAAUAACGAUAAGGAAGAAAAUCCAGGGAUUUUACAAUUUAAGAGGAUCAGAAGCUUUUGGGGUUCAUAUUAACAUUUGGACCGAAAUUCAAAAUAAUCUAAAGAAAGAUGUCUGGAAGACCAUUAAAUAUUUUGAAGAAUAGAUACUAUAGAGAUCUACGAUAUAGAUGGGAUGAGGUGUUAGGAGAGUAAUAUUAUUCAACUAUAUAUUUCUUAGAGAAUUUGCUCACUUGAAUGAAAUGAAAAUAAAUCUAAUCCCAGAUGAAAUUUUGAAAAACCCACCUUUUGAUCCAGAUCUAUCAAAAAUUAUGAUGGACAUGAUGAAUUAAAUGUAAAAUAUAAUCACAAAAUGUUUGAAUUGA